Messenger RNA from Camelina sativa (false flax), 463 nucleotides. RefSeq names its product protein PLANT CADMIUM RESISTANCE 2-like. The record is from RefSeq and is a predicted model, not a curated record. NCBI's taxonomy places the organism in Eukaryota, Viridiplantae, Streptophyta, Magnoliopsida, Brassicales, Brassicaceae.
UUCCUCCAUGGAAGCUCAUGCCAAUCCUCAUGUUGAAGGAAAAUGGUCCACAGGCUUCUGUGAUUGCUUCUCUGACUGCACAAACUGUUGUAUUACGUGCUGGUGUCCAUGUAUUACACUUGGCCAAAUCGCUGAGAUUGUAGAUCGAGGAUCCACCACGUGUGGUGUGGCUGGAGCAUUAUACGUGUUGAUAAAUGUAUUCACGGGUUGUGGUGGAUGUAUUUACUCGUGUUUAUACCGUCAAAGGAUGAGAGCUCAAUACAACAUUAGUGGUAACAAUUGUGUUGAUUGCCUUAAACAUUGUAGCUGUUGCUGGUUCUGCUGGUGCUGCUGUGAGCUCUGUGCUUUGACCCAACUAUACCGCGAGCUCAAGCACCGCGGUUACAAUAUGAAUCUUGGUAUAUAUAUAUAUAUAUUUUAUACGGCUCUUUUAUUUUCAUUCCAUUUUAUUUGUUUAUUAUAA